This is a messenger RNA of Labeo rohita (rohu), 7743 nucleotides long. Its product is annotated as trichohyalin. The record is from RefSeq and is a predicted model, not a curated record. The transcript is spliced from 3 exons. The coding region runs from base 157 to 6327 and encodes 2056 amino acids. Gene Ontology annotation, molecular function: GTP binding. Lineage: Eukaryota; Metazoa; Chordata; Actinopteri; Cypriniformes; Cyprinidae.
UCCACGUUCAGCACUUUGUUCCGCUCUACUGUUGUUCCAUGCAUCGGUAGGAAGUCAAUUGCUUAUGUUUAAAAAUUACUGAGGUGUAAACAAUGUUGAUUUAAAAAAUAUAACUCAAGAGGAAGAACCAAGGAGGACGAAGAUUGGCAGACAAAGAUGGAAACGCAGCGAGAGGAUCCCUCAUUCUUAGACAAGAGGUCGCAGGCAGUUGAGGCUAAUGGAGGAAGUCUGAGUCACCAGCAGUCGUCUCUUCCUGAACUUCGUUUGGUUUUACUAGGCCGCAAAGGUGCUGGGAAAAGCUCAGCUGGAAAUACCAUCCUAGGCCUGGCUGGUGGGUUUGAGACAGGCAAAACGACCGAGGAGUGUGUGAAGAGGCGAGCCGACGUGGCAGGAAGGCGUGUUACGGUUGUGGACACUCCAGGCUGGGAAUGGUACUAUUCAGCAAACGGGACUCCCGGUUGGGUGAGGAGAGAAACGAAGCGAAGCAUGUCCUUGUGUCCUCCAGGUCCUCACGCCGUCCUUCUAGUGGUGCGAUCCUGUACAUCGGUGACAGCCGACUACCAUCGGCAGAUUGAGGAGCAUCUGGAACUGCUGGGUAAAGCAGUGUGGGAUCACACCCUGGUGCUGUUCACACGAGGGGACGAACUGGGCUCCGUUCCCAUUGAACAGAGGAUUCGAAACGGCGGCAAGGCCUUCCAGACGCUCCUGGAACGAUGCGGGAACAGGUUCCACGUUUUGGAGAACAAGCGGCGUGUUGACGAUGGAUCGCAGGUGAAGGAACUGAUGAGGAAGAUGGAUAAGCUGGUGGAAGAGAGAGGAGGGAGAUAUUAUCAGACGGAUCUGCUGCUUCUGGAGCUGGAGGUGGAGAGCAAACGCAGAGCACGAGAAAGAAGGAAGAAGCAGAGGCUGAUGGAGGCACAGACGCACAGAGGAACCAUCAGAGCUGUGCUGAUGAAUGAUAAUCCACAAACUGAAGACCUGGAUGAGAAGAAUCUCUUCUCCAGAGGUUCACGGCGUCUCCCAGAGCUGAGACUGGUUCUGCUGGGAGAGAGAGAGACGGGGAAAAGCUCAGCCGGGAACGCCAUCCUUGGAGGACCGAGAUACUUUCAAAGCGGAGAGGCCACCGAGGAGUGUUCGAGACAGCAGACAGAGGUUUCUAACAGACUGGUGACGGUGGUGGAUGUGCCUGGAUGGGAGGGCGGUCCAGAGGGAUUGACUCCAGAGAGAGUGAAGCGAGAGAUCGGACUGAGCGUGACACUGUGUCCUCCUGGACCUCAUGCAUUUCUACUGGCACUGAGGGUGGAUGCGCUUGUCCAAGCCCAGGCUGUGCGGGAGCACUUGGAGCUUUUAGGAGAGGCAGUUUGGAGACAUACGCUUCUUCUGUUCACAAGGGGCGACCAGCUAAGAGAGGGAGUCACCAUCGAGCAGCACAUACAAGGAGGAGGAAAGGAUCUUCGUUGGUUGGUUGAACGAUGUUCAAACAGGUUCCACGUCAUCAGCAGCAACUCUUAUUUGGAAACUCGGAAUUCCAAAACACAGAUAACAGAACUUCUGGAGAAGAUCGAGAAGAUGGUGGCAGGAAACCGUUGCGAGGCCUUUUCGCCACUAGUGCAUGAGAUUCAAGACUUAGGACGACAGAAGAAUGAGAAAUUCCAGCUGAAAGUCAAGGAGUUUAGCGAGAAGCUUCAACGGCAGGAGGAAGAGCUAAAGAAGAUGAAAGAACGAGAGGUCAGGAGCAUUCGCUGGUUUUUUGAAAGACGCAAAAAAGACAAAGUACUAUCUCCUGGAAAAGCAGAGAGGGAAGAGGCUCCGUAUCGAGGAGAAGAUGACAGGCGAAGCAUGAUGGGUGAGCUGGAAGAGAGGAUGGCAUGGUUGACAGAAGACAAGGAGCGAGAGUUACAAGAGCUGAGCGCUGAAAUGAGCAAAGUCAUGGUGACUCUCCAUCAGGGACUGAAAGAGAAAGAGCAACUGCACAUGAGAUUAGAGGAACGAGAGCGAGAGGGAGAAGAACUUAAAGAGAAAGUGGAAGAACUACAGAUGAAACUGCUGGAAAUGGAGCGCAUGGGUGCCGUAAAAGAGCAAGAAUGGAAAGAGAGAGAGGCUGAGAUUAAGCACAAGCACUUGGAUGAGAUGAACGAACUUAAGAGCAAACUGUUGGAAGCUGAGAAAGACAAUGAUAGGAUGAGAGGAAAAGUUGAAGAAACUCAAAAAGAGAUGGAAGCAUCACAACAUAGACACGAAGAAGAAGAGCAAGACAUGGAGAAGAGAUUAAAAGAAAAGGAUAAUGAAAUUAAAAACAUUUUAAGAGAAAUCGAGGAGGUGAAACUGAAUGCUGAGAGCAGAGAAAAAGAGCAACGCGAGAAUUUCAGUGAAAACCUUGAGAAGAGAGAGAAAGAAAUGGACAAGCUGAGAGAGAUGAUAGAGAUGAUGACCAAAGAAAUGGAGCAGCUACGGAUGUCUUAUCAAGACCAAGUGAAAACGACAGAAGCCGAGAGAGAAAUGCAUGCAGAAACUGUGGGGAAAUACAACACGCUCAUUGAUAAACUUGUAGGGAAAGAUGAGGAAAUAGAGCGAACCAUGAGAGAGAAAGAAAAGGAGCUACAUCGAAAUGCUGAAACGCAAGGGAAACUUCAGCAAAAAGAUGGCGAAAUAGUCAAAUUAAAACAAAGAGAUCAGGAAAAAGAGCUUGAGAUUGAGACCCUGAAGCAGAACAUUAGCGAAAAACAGAGGGAUAUAGAAAAAUUGAAAGACACUGUCCAGGCAAAUACUGAAAAACAUGUAGGUGAAGUUCAAGUUUUGAAGGACGAGUUGAAAACAAAAGAAGACGAAAUAGAAAAAUUAAAACAAAGAGGCCUGGAGAAAGACAAAGACAUUGACAAACUAAAGGAAACCAUUAGCGGAAAACGAACUGAUAUUGAAAAGUUAAAAGACAGUAUUGAUGAAAAUGCAGCUAAAAUAAAACUUUUACAGGAAGAAUUGAAGGUAAAAGAAGAGGAAAAUGAAAAAUUAAGACAAAGAGGCCAGGACAAUGAACGAGAGAUUGACAUGCUUAGGCAAAACAUUAGUGAAAAACAGAAAGACAAUGAAAAGUUAACAGACGAUAUUGAGGCACAUAUCAAGGAAAGUGCAGCUCAACUCAAGCAUUUAGAGAAAGAGCUGAAAAUAAAAGAAGAGGAAAUUACCAAAUUAAGACAAAGAGACCUGGAGAAAGACACAGAAAUUCACACACUUAAGAAAAAUAUUAUUGGCCAACAGCAGGAUGCUGAAAAAUUAAAAGACAGCAUGCAGUCGAAUAUUGAACAAAGUGCUGCACAACUGAAGCAUUUAGAGGAAGAAUUCAAAAUAAAAGACAAUGAAAUAAUCCAAUUAAGCACAAGAAACUUGGAGAAAGACAAAGAAAUGAAUGCACUGCGUGAAAACAUUAGCGAAAAACAGAAAGAGGUUGAAAAGUUAAAAGAGAGUAUUCAGGUUCAUGUUGAGGAAAGUGCAGCUAAACUCAAACACUUACAGGAAGAACUACAAACAAAAGAAGAUGAAAUAACCAAAUUAAAUCAAAAAGACAUGGAGAAAGACAAAGAAAUGACCACGCGGCUCCAAAACAUCAACGAAGAGCAUAGAAGAGAAGUAGAAAAGCUGGAAAACAGCAUUCAAGCAAAUACUCAAGAAGCUGCUGCUCAACUAAAACAUCUAGAAGAAGACUUUGACGGAAAGAUAGAGGCCUACAAAAGAAAGAACGCCAUGAUGGAAGAAGAGAUGGAAAACAUAAGGAAACAGCAUGAGGAAACAGAAAGACACCUGAAUGAGCUGAAACAACAGACCAGGGAAGAGCGAGAACGAAACAACGCCCUACAAAACGCAAACACAGAACUGGGAAGCGAAUUAGAAGAGCUGAAGUGCAAAUGUGAGGGCUAUGAGAAAGAUCUUCAGACUUCAGUCAAGCACUGUGAGAAACAGAUGAAAGAAAUGAAAGGGUUAGAACAAGAGAUAGAUGAGUUAAAACGGCAGCUGGAUGAGAAGGAGAAAGAGAAAGAGAGCGAUAUGCAAGACAUGAAGGCGUAUUAUGAGACAAGACUAAGAGAAAGGCAUGAAGAGCAUGAGGUGAAAGAGAUAGAGAGAGAACAAGAGCUUCACAGGAGAGAGAGGGAGGUAGAAAAGAAGGAAGAGAAAUUAGCACAACACAAACAAGACUUGGCAACUAGAGAGGAUGAAAUGAAUAGGCGAGAACAGGAUUUGGAAGUGCAAAUGUAUAGAAUUAGAGAAGAGGAGAAGAAUCUGGAAAACGAGAGCCAGAGUAACAAACGUCUGGCUGUAGAUCUGGUGCGAAAGAAAGAGGAGACUGAGAAAAAAGCAGAAGAUCUUAUAGCUAGAGAGGAAAAUUUAAAAGAGCAGGAGCAGCAGAUAAAACGUAGAAAGGAUGAGCUACAAGCAAUGGAGAAGAUACUGGAGACCAAGGAAAAGGAAAUGAAAGAUUUGACUGAAAAGCAGGAGAAAAAUCUGGAAAACCUUAGACAGCAGAUGGAGAGGAAAGAACAAGAGCUGCUGGAAACGGAGGCAAAUUUUGUUAAAGAACAAAGCAGGCUUAAGGAAGAAGAAAAAUCUUUGAAGGUGCUCAAAGCAGAUCUGGAAACUAGAGAAGGUGAACUUAAUAAACGAGAGCAAAUUUGGGAAUCGAAAACCCAAGAGCUUUCAAAGAUCUCUGAGGAAUUUGAAAACAACAAACACAAUGUGGAAAAAUGGCAAGCUGAGCUGAAUAAUAAGGAAAAUGAUCUUCUGCAAAAAAUAAAUGGACUGCAGAUAAAGGAGCAAGAACUUGCUCAGAGGGAGCAGGAACUUGAACUUAAAGGCCAAAGGCUGAUGGAGCAACAUCUAGACAUGGAAAAUAAACAGCAAAACCAGACAGCUUCAUUUGAUGAACGUGAUUUGGAGCUCAAGAGCAUUAAAGAAGCAUUAGAAAAACUAGAGCAAGAGCUGAUAAAGGUUGAAGAAGCACUUUCUCAAAGAGAGCAGAAGCUGAAGAGUGAAGACAUCUAUUUGGAGAAAAGACAGCAAGUCAUGCAAAAUAGGGAACAACAGUAUAAAGACAUGUUGCACGGUCUUUCAAAACAGCAGGAUGUUUUGAAAGACAAAGAACGCUCUUUAGAUACCAGAGAAACAGACCUGCGCCAACAGGAAUUGGAGCUUGCUAAGAGAGAUAGUAACAUGGCGGAUAAAGACAAACUUUUGCAGAACCAAGAAUUAGAUCUAAAGAAGAAAGUGAGCGAUGUUGAGAAGAAAACACAAAAGCUAGAGCUCCAGAAAGCAACUCUUGAUGAGAAAGAGAAAGAGCUUGAGGAACGUCAAAACCAACUGGACAGCAAAAUGCUGAAGCUAAAUAAUGAACAAGACAAGAUGAAAAAGAAGCAAGAAGAACUUGAGAAAUGGGAGAAGUAUUUGUAUAACACAGAGCUCAAACGGAUACACAAAGUGCCUUUCUCAAUGUAUCAACGAUUGACAAACAGCACUGAAUUUAAUGGGAAACAAACUGAAGCUGAAGAGAGCCAUCAAACGUAUCAAGAAGUCGAAGUGGAUGGUGGUGUUUGUGAUGCAAAAGAUGCAAGAAGUGAAGAGCGAAUGGAGUUGGCUACUACAAACCAUGCAAACAACAGAUCGGUAAAGAUCCAAAGGGUUAAACGAACACUGGAAGCCAAGGAAAAUGAGGAAGAUUCCGAAAGUGAUGAAGACUUCUUCGAAUCUUCAAGCACUAAUUUCCAACCUACCCUGCAUGCACCCUGGGCUGUGUCUGAGCUAAGGCUGAUGCUUUUAGGAGACUCCUGGUCAUCUCGUCACCCAGCGAGAUGCACCAUUGUAGGGCCUGACGCAGAUAGAAGCAACCUAUGGAAGGGAGCGAUAUCCGGCAGACAGCUCACUAUCGUAGAGCCUCAGGGCCUUAAAUGGAGAUCUGGAUCUGACAGUAAAGAAACAACUCAAAAACACCUCUCUCAAAGCAUCUCUCUGUGUCAACCGGGACCACAUGCCUUCAUCCUGGUGAUUCCUGCUUACGUAUCCUUCACUGGUCAGUACAGGCGUGCAGUGGAACGUACCAUGUCUGCGCUAGGAGAAGCAUCCUGGAGGCACACUAUUGUUCUGCUCACCUGGGCAGAAACAUUAGGAGAAAACGUCCAGCAGCAUGUGAAGAGAAACAGCGACUUGGAACGGCUGGUUCGAAAGUGUGGGAAUAGAUGUCAUGUGCUUGACAAUGGACACAGGGAAUCUGAUGUGGCAAAGUUGCUGGAGAAGGUUGAGGAGAUGCUAGGAGGAAACAAUGGACAAUACUACAAACUGGACUGAAAAUGAGUACUAAAGAAGAAAGAAGUUCACUUUCAAAACUCACCCCGUUGUCAUCCAAGAUGUUUGUGACUUUCUGUCUUCAGUCGAUAAGAAGUCAUGUUUCUUAAGGAAAAGAAUUCAGGAAUUAUCUCCAGACAGUGGACUUCAAUGGUGCCCCCAAGUUUUUACUUCCAAUAUGCAGUUUAAAUGCAGCUUCAAAUGGCUCUAAGCGAUCUCAGCCGAGGAAAUCUGUCAUUUUCGUAACAAAUUGACAAUUUAUAUACUUUUUAACCUCAAAUGCUUGUCUUGUUUAAGUCUGCAUGAACUCUGUUUUUUCCGGUUCAAUACGGUCAAUAUGGCACUACUGUAAAAAAGAACGUGGGUACAACUUCCAGUGAGGCGGCAGACGUAAUAUACCAAUGGUAUUUUGUGUGCUAAUUAGCAAAGUGGCUAAGUGUUUUUUGGACCAUUGUUUACUUUGUAAAGAUACACACCUUUAUGAGAGAUGUCAUUACGUUCUUAGGGAAAACAUAUGCUCUUCGAAUUUGUUUUCCCAGAUCAUUAGCAAGUUUCUUGAAUGACCGUCAACUAGUGAAAUGACAUUUGAUCCGAGACAUCAGAGCUUGUGUUAAAGGGCAUGUCAGAUGAAGCCUCGAUUUGAGGCUUGUUAACGUAGAAAUCCCUUUCGUAGAAGCCUCUCUUUCUGUCUAGUCAAGUGCACGAUUCACUUUGCGUGUCCUAAUGUUAGACCCAGAUUUUACUUUGCGAGUACAUUUUCAUUGGGACUUAUAUAAUAAUUACAUUUUUAAAUACCCAGUCACACAAGUAAUAUGAAGAAUACAAAUAAAAAUAAAUAUUUGACAUAUGCAAUUAAUAUAUGUGUACAUUAUUCUUCUAUUACAUCAUAUUGAUAUUCGUACUGGCAUGUAAUGGCACAGUUCAAUGGGUAAAUUAAUUUAUCGAUGUCAGAAAUUCAACAAACAAACACACACACGAUUAGGCUUUUAUUUGUGCAUAUAAUAUGAAUCGAUCUAUGGAAAUUGUGGUGAAUGCUUCUUCCGACGGAGCUUCACGGGCUUUUGGGUGCUUUGUUUCUUAAUAACCACCAGAUUGUGCUGUUUUCGACACUCUCAAAGCUUUGAAUCUUUUCCCGAAACAGCCAGAGGAAAGUUUCGGUGCUUUACGAGGCUUCAUUUGCAGGUCACUCCUGUCAACUGUUGAAUGAGUGUCACGUCCCGCUUGUUUACGUUGGACUGGAAGACGCUCCCACUUUUGACGCAAGUCCACAUGGGGCGCAGGAAACUUGUCUAUAUAAACUGUAAAUUUGUUUCGAAAAUGACAGAUCGUUUUACUAGAUAAGAUACAUUUGAAGCUGCAGUUUAACUGCAUUUUGGAAGUUCAAACUUGGUGGCACUAUUGAAAUCCACUAUAAGAACA